Molecule: messenger RNA, 2859 nt
Organism: Sitophilus oryzae (rice weevil)
Lineage: Eukaryota; Metazoa; Arthropoda; Insecta; Coleoptera; Curculionidae
Product: ATP-dependent RNA helicase dbp2-like
Exons: 14
Coding region: 303-2645 (780 amino acids)
Cellular component (GO): cytoplasm; ribonucleoprotein complex; nucleus
Molecular function (GO): RNA binding; RNA helicase activity; ATP binding
Source: RefSeq, a predicted model, not a curated record
GAUCCACCCUGAAAUUAUGACCCCCACUUUUGAGGAAAAAUUUUGUUUUCUUAAAAUUGUACAGUCCGUAAAGUGCAAAACAUGUUCAAAAUAUAUUUGGCAAUAUGGCUGAUUUUUGCGCAUGCGCACCUUAAAAAUUCAUUAAUUCUCCAUAUUGAAUUGGGUUGGUUUCGCGUUGUUUUGAUGUACCGUGGAUGUACAUAUUUUAAAUAGUUACAAACGUUACAAACUUUUUAAUUUCCAAUAAUAAUUAAUUGAUCUGUAUCAGAUCUUCAGAUAGAAAAUAAAGGAAACUUGUGAUAAUGAGAUCUCGAGCUGGUAAACGAAGAGAUCGAAGAAGAUCCAGAAGUAGGGAUCGUGGCGGACGAGACAGGGGUUACGGGGGUGGUGGAGGUCGUAGAAAUCAAGCCGGAGCUAACCUUAGAAAACCGCGUUGGGAUCUUAGUCGUUUGGAACCUUUUAAAAAGGAUUUUUACGUUCCACAUGCUUCGGUAUCAAACAGGUCAUACUAUCAAGUAGAAGACUGGAGAAAAAGUAAGGAGAUCACUUUAAAAGGAAAGAAUGUACCUGACCCAGUAUUGAGCUUCGAAGAGGCUGGCUUUCCUGAUUACGUAAUGGGUGAAUUACACAAAGCUGGUUUUAAAAACCCUACACCCAUUCAGUCACAGGGGUGGCCUAUAGCUUUAUCUGGAAAAGAUAUGGUUGGUAUAGCAUCAACAGGAUCUGGCAAAACUCUAAGCUAUAUUUUACCCGCUAUUGUCCAUAUAAAUCAUCAGUCUCGAUUAGCCAGAGGCGAUGGACCUGUUGCUCUUAUUUUGGCACCUACUAGAGAGUUGGCUCAACAAAUUAAACAAGUUGCCACUGAUUUUGGUAAGAGUUCUCGAAUUCGAAACACAUGUAUUUUUGGGGGUGCUCCAAAAGGGCCCCAAGCUUUAGAUCUAAUGGACGGUGUUGAAAUAGUUAUUGCUACGCCUGGGCGAUUACUUGAUUUUUUAGAAAGUAACAGGACAAAUUUGAAAAGAUGCACUUAUUUAGUAUUGGAUGAGGCGGAUAGAAUGUUGGAUAUGGGUUUUGAGUUGCAAAUCAGGAAAAUUAUAGAACAGAUAAGACCAGACAGGCAAACACUUAUGUGGUCAGCUACAUGGCCGAAAGAAGUUCAACAGUUAGCCUCAGAGUUUUUGAAAGAUUACAUCCAGAUCAAUGUUGGUUCCCUUCAACUCUCAGCAAACCACAAUAUUCUUCAAAUCAUCGAUGUCUGUCAAGAGUAUGAAAAGGAAUCAAAGUUGAGUACUUUACUGAGAGAAAUUAUGGCUGAAAAGGAAAACAAGACAAUCAUUUUUAUGGAAACAAAGAGGAAAGUUGAUGACGUUACAAGGAAAAUGAUAAGAGAUGGGUGGCCUGCAGUGUGCAUUCAUGGUGAUAAAACACAACCAGAAAGAGAUUGGGUUUUACAAGAUUUCAGGAGUGGUAAGGCACCAAUUCUUGUAGCAACAGACGUUGCAGCUCGUGGUUUGGAUGUGGAAGACGUGAAGUUCGUUAUCAAUUUCGAUUAUCCCUGCAAUUCGGAAGAUUACGUUCACCGCAUUGGUCGUACUGGUCGAUCACAGAAAACGGGAACAGCAUACACGUUCUUCACACCGCAAAAUUCCAACAAAGCGGGUGAUUUGGUUUCUGUACUAAGAGAAGCUAAGCAAGUGAUCAACCCUAAGCUGCAGGAUAUGGCCGAUCACGGUAGAUCGGGAGGUGGUGGUUUAAGUAGAUGGCGUAAACUUGGAAGCGGUGGAGGAGGAGGUCGGCUAGGUCGCGGUGGACCUCGAUCCCCAUCCAGAUCUCCCGUUCGUAGAGGUCGGAGAGAUAGAGAUCGUAGCCGUAGCAAAAGCCGUAGCAAGAGUAGAAGCAGGAGCAGGUCCAGAGAUAGGAGACGCAGGAGAUCCUAUUCUUAUUCCAGCAGCUCUAGCAGCAGUCGGUCUAGAUCAAGAAGUCCUCUACCACCAAGAAGCAGCACACAAACUAAACCUCCGUCACCUCCACCAAAACACGUUCCACAGCCUGCUCAGAAUUCGUCUGCGCCGCCUCCACAGCCACUGCCCAAACCGGUUAUGGCGCAGCCGCCUCAGAAUAACAUGGCACCGCCCCCCACUCAGAUGCCGCCGGCGCCGGCUCACUUGAAUCAGCCGCCUGUUCAAAAUCACGUGCAAAAUUCCAUGGUAAAUCAUAUCCAGCCUCAUUUGAUCCCAGGACAACCGCCUGCGCAAUUACAGAUGCAACAGCAUAUGCAAAAUCAACAAAUGCAACAGGCCCAGAUGUUGCAGCAACAGCAAAUGAUGCAAAAUUUGCAACAGCAUUUACAGCAACAGAUGCAAGGCCAACAUAAACAGAAUCACCAUCCACAACCUCCAUUGCCACCGGCCCAGCCAAAAAUUAGUCAGCCCCCACCACCACCUCCUCAGGGUGCUACGCCCUCGUCUUUGUUACAGUUCCAAGCUCACAUGCCCCCACCUACUGUUCAAAGAUUUCAGACUUAUCAGCUUCCUCCAGGGAGUCUGAUAUUCAACGCACCUCCACCGCCGCCUCCAAAUGGUCAACCCCAGAACAAUCAAAUGUAUUUCCACCCGUACGGACCUUCACCUCCGGUAUCUCGCUGAAUCAGUUUCGGAAUGAAUGUCGGAAUUAGGUUAGGAAGACUUAUUGCUUUACUUAUAAGGAUAUAGACCGAAUAGGAUAAAUUAACUGAAUGAAAUUAAAAAAAUCUCUUUUUUUCUAUGUUAGAAUUAAAUAUUAUUGAAACUAAAAUAUAGUUUCGGAACAAAUGUCGAUUAAUAGAUGUAAAUAUUCAGUAAAGAUUGAAUGUUAAAGCUA